AUGAGGUAUUUGCUUUCACCGGAGUUUGCUCAGUUGGCAAGGCAGCGCACUGGAAAAGAUGACCCGACGUUCAUUGACAUGAAGACAUCGUUUUGGCUGGCUGAGGAUCCGAUAGGUCAGAAUGUGCUGUGCCCACGUGGCCGCAGACCCGGUUGCGCGCUAGUCGACUGGCUGCCGCGCAAGCAUCGCCGCGAGCAGACACACUUCAUGUCAUGGUCAUGGCGAUGCAGCAUUGGGCAGAUGAGCAGUGCCCUUCAUAUGUACCAAAACACCACCGUUCCAUUUAUUGUGCCAGAGCGCAUAUCUUUCUUCAUGUGCUUCUUCGUAAACAACCAGUUUCCAUUGAUUGUCGAAGCAUGCAGUGCUGGAAGCGACAAUUUGGAGGAUGUCUUUGAGAAAAAUCUCUUACGUAUAGGUCGCCUGGUAGCGGUUUUGGACACGUGGGAUGAGUACGAGCAGUUUGUCGCUUCCAAGCUAAAUGUUCCAGUGGUCUUCGUGAUGCCAGAACUCGCCACGAAUCUGUUACAUGAGCAGAUCGACCGUGGAAGGCAAGGUAUUCGCACCUUGACGCUGUCUGUAAGCAGGGUCGACUCAGAGAGUGCAGUGGCCUUCUACAAGGAGGAUGAAACCAAAGUGAAGCGAGUGAUUCGAGAAAUAGUUUCAGUCUGA
Messenger RNA from Symbiodinium pilosum, 669 nucleotides. The record is from the annotation of a GenBank genome assembly. NCBI's taxonomy places the organism in Eukaryota, Dinophyceae, Suessiales, Symbiodiniaceae.